AUGUAGAAAAUAUAAGAUGACUAAUAAUAUAUAAAAAAUACAAAGAGCAUGCAAAAGAUGGUAGAAAUUGCAGAUAGAUUAGCAUCAACAACUCCUGAUUUAACGAAAUUUAUUAAUUCUGAGGCAAUCUUAAAACCGACGAAAAUGUAAAUUGAUCAAUAAGGUAAGAAAGGGGAUCCAAAUGAUCCAAAAAAUAAGAAGAAGCAAAUCUAAUAGAGUACUGUUAUUACAAAAAAUGAAAUGACUGCAUAAGAUUGGAUAUUAAAGUGUUAAGAAUUGUAGGCAAUUUUGGAAAAAGAAAAAAUGAGAACAAAUUAAUUGGAAUUAGAACUAAAAAAUAGAUAGGAAAGAUUUGUUAAUAGAGAAAUUGAAUAUAGAAAAACAAUAGAAGAAUUAUAAUCUGAAUUAAGGGCUAAAACAGCUUUGGAUUAAGGAGAUAGAAAAAUAAUGGAGAAUAUUUAUAAGGAUCACAAUAAGAUUAUCGAGGGAAUCAAUAAUAUUCAAUUAAGAACAUCAAAAAUAUUGGUGGAUUAGGAGAGGGAUAUUAUUCGAUUUUUUAAUAAUAAAAUCAAUGAAAUAAAGAAGCAGUUUGAAGAGGAAAGAAUUAAGAAAGGUAAAAAUGAUUAGGAGUAUAUUGAGAAAGAAAAUUAAUUGAUUAGUGAAUUAGAAUGGAUUAAAAACAUAGCUUAAAAAAUAGAUAAUGAAAAUCAUUCUCUGAUGUAAAAAUAUAAAGAAUUAAAAAUAUAGUAUUAGACAUAAGAGAAUGAUAGAGAAAUGCUUUUAAAAGAGUUAAUAAUGAAAAAGAAAAAAAAUGCCAUUCUUAAAUCAUAAAUAUAAUAAUAUGAGAAAUUAUUGAAUGAAGUUUAAAAGGAUGAGGUGGAAUAAGAUGAUCAAUCCUUUGAUUAACCAUCCUAUCAAGAUAUUGUAAGACCUGGAAGUAAAGCUAAGGUGAGAAUUAGGUCUGUGAAGAAUUUAGCCUAAUCGUAGAAUAGAUAAAAUAAGGAUGAAUAAUUAUCAAAAAAUCCCUCUUAAAUUCAAUAACAAUAAUUGCAAGGAUCAUAAUCAAUUCAAUAAACUUUGUAAAGGUAUGAGAAAACAAUAAAAUCUUUGCAAUCAACAUUAAAAAAGGAAUAAAAGAGAGUGAGAGAAUUGAAAUAAUUGUACAUUAAGGAAAUGCAAAGUAAAUCAGAAUUAGAAGUAAUUUUAAGGAAGUGCAUAGAUGAUAUCAAGGAAGAAAUCAUACAAAUCAAAGGAGAAGCUAGAAUAUUCAAUAAGAAUAAUAAAAAUAAAUUGGAUUAAUUGGAGAAGGAAGAUAGAGAUAAAUUAAUUCAAACAUUAUUAGACAAUGAAAAGAUAGUGACAUUAAUACAUGACUAGAUAUUUUAUGCAAAUAAAAAGAAGGUCGAUAUUGAUGAGCUAAAUACAUCAAAAUAAUAAUAGCCACAAUAAUAAAAGCUAUUCUAAUUUCCGAAUAAAUAAAUACUAUAACAAUAAUCUUAAUAAAGAGAAUAAGAGGAGGAAGGGUUUGAUGAUGGAGAGAAUCCAGAAGAUGAGUUUUGA
Paramecium tetraurelia is the source of this 1560-nucleotide messenger RNA. RefSeq lists its product as uncharacterized. NCBI's taxonomy places the organism in Eukaryota, Ciliophora, Oligohymenophorea, Peniculida, Parameciidae. The record is from RefSeq and is a predicted model, not a curated record. The transcript is spliced from 3 exons.